AUGGCCCCGGAGCGCGGUGACCGUUCGCUCCCGGCCGGUACCGAGGGUCUUCCCCGGGUUUUCCUGCAGAGCCUGCGGACUCUUUUCGAUAUCCUGGAUGACCGGCGGCGGGGUUACGUGCACUUACGGGAGAUCGAAUCGCGCUGGCGGGGAGCGGAAGCCCAGGAGCUGCCCGCCGGGGUGAUGGAGGGGUUGCGGCAGGCGGCGCCGGCCAGCGGCUACCUCACCUUCGAGAGGUUCGUCCUGGGGCUGCGGGCGGCCCUGCCUGGGGCUGAGCCCCCGGUGGAGGGUGGCAGCGGCGGACGGCGGAGCGUGGAGAAGCCGCCAAGCCCUCGCUGUUCCGAGGAGCGGCGGGGGAAGAGCACCGGGCAGCGGGAACCGGGGCACGGCCAGCCCCGGGGCCGCGGUGGUGAUGCAAAGUCUGCUGGGCAGUCCCAGGGAGACAGUGGCCACCCAGGGGCUGGGGACAUUCGGAGGCAUCAGAGAGGCCGUGCAGAACACCGGAGACACACCAUCACCAGUGGCGUGGACUUCAGCAUGCUGAAGUACAUGAAGGAGCUGGAACAGGAGAAGGAUUUCCUGUUGCAGGGUCUGGAGCUCAUAGACCGGGCUCGAGAGUGGUAUCAGCAGCACAUCCAGCUCAUGCAAGAGCACCAGCGGCUCCUGGGGAAGAAGAGGACCAGUGCUGAUUUCCCUGAAGGUGGCCAGAGUCACCUGGGGCGCCUGGUCCCCAAGCUGCAGGAGGUGAACCGCUGCCUGGGUGACCUUCUUUCCACUGCUGGCAAGGAGGUGACUGACAAGAGUGAGCGCAUCACCCAGUUGGAGCAGGAGAAGUCUGCCCUGAUCAAGCAACUCUUCGAGGCUCGUGCCCACAACAACCAUGAGAUGAGCCAGCUGGACUCCACCUUCAUCUAGCACAUGCUUCCCCUGCCCCAUCCCCAAACUUCUUCGGGGGUUUCAAGGGACUUUUGCCCCAAACUCAUCACACCCACUGCUCCAGGUGUUCUGUCUCAAGGUCUGGGGCUGCUGGUGGCAGCUGGAAACCAAGACCCCUCUUGGGGAGCAUCCUCGCCCUCCUGAUGGCUUAUCAGCCAUGCUGCUCUCAAGCUGCUCCUUUCCUGUCUCUAAAUGGGCUGCAGGGAUGCUGUCCCCAGCCCUGUGACUCCCAGCAUGCAGGACACAGGGCUGCUGUCUAUGCUGCCUGUGUCGGCUGAGCUGCUGUGCCCUUGCUGACUUAGGCUGGAUUUUGGGUGCUUUUGGGGAAAAGUGAUGUAUCUUCAGCACUCCAGCCAGCAUCUCCAGACCAGUCUGGCCCUUAGAGGAUGCUGGCUCCUGCCGUUGGAAGACAAGAUUGGAAAUCCAAGGAGGCAUGCCUGGCCCCUCUCUGCUGCCCAUGUUCUGCCUGCCAGAGACACUGGCCCUGUAGUGCCCAAACUGGUGGUCCUCAUGGCAGCUCCUCUGUCAUGUUUGUGUUAGUGGUACUAUAGUUGCUGUUUACAUGUCUGUAAGCUAGGGAAUGAGCCAUAGACCCAGCCAAGAUAGCCUACACCUCUGAGCUGCUGUUUUGGGCAUUUGACAAGUUGAGGCAGACACCUCACCUCACACGUUACUUGUCUUGACCUGGCAAAUACUUCCUGAUGUCUGCCAGGAUUAGAUUCUUUUCAUGAUGACUGUAAAAGGAGUAAUGAUGUUCCAUAGCCUGAGGAUGCUCACAUCAGCCUGACCUCACAGAGGGGCUUUAGAACUUGGUUUUGUAUUUAACUGAGUGUGGGACAGAGCACAGGCUGAUAGGCUCUGCACUGUGCACUUCUGCACGUGGAGAAAUGGCAGCUCUGCCUCACGUGGUUGUGGAGGCUACUUGCCAGGGACGACAUCCUGACUGUGAGCUGCACUUCUCUGCAGGUCUCUUGAGGGGUGGUGGUGGUCAAAGAUGGGUCCUAUUAGAUGGCAUAUCUCAGGACUCCUCGUGCUUCCCACCACCUCAGUGAUGAUGCUUGAGCUGAAUGACAUUUGGUUGUGGCUUGGUACUUGGUAUCCGUGGUACUUUCACUGGAGAUCCCCUGUAGUGCAGCCUGGCCCCCAGGGUCAGGACCUUUUUCUCUGGGCUUGUUUCAUGCUCUGACUCUCCAGGCAUAAUGCUGUGGUGCUGUGCUGGGCCGAAGGUGCUGGUGCUGCCCUGAGCUGACACAUGCAGGCCAAUUCUGUUCUCACUUCUGUUCUUAUCUGUCAGGACUCUCUGUCCCAUCCAGCUGUUCUCUUUGAGAUUCAUCCUGAGCUAAAGCUCACUGCAAGGCAUGAAUCCCUACUCUGUCCAUGUGCCUGCAGCUGGAGUGGGGAUCAGCAGAGUGCCAGGGAGAUGGUGGAGGAGGAGCAGCAAGGCUAUGGCUAGUUAUGUCCCCUGUCUGAAGGAGUUGAGUGUUAGUUGUCCCCUGGGCAUCAGUGCUUGCCAUCCUUUUUGUGAUGCUCUUCUGGUGUCUGGUGCCUGUUUUGCCUGAGGUUUAAUUAGAACUGACCCUUUUUAUGAGGGUUACCUGUCUGUAGGGAUAAUAAAGUGAGGUGACCUAUUUAA
Molecule: messenger RNA, 2569 nt
Organism: Sturnus vulgaris (Common starling)
Lineage: Eukaryota; Metazoa; Chordata; Aves; Passeriformes; Sturnidae
Source: RefSeq, a predicted model, not a curated record